AACACGGAAAAAAACACUUUACGAACAAAUCUCGAAAAACAGGAACUUCUCUCUCUUCUGUCACCUUUUUUUCUUCCUCAUUUUCAUUAUCACAGUUACUUCAUUUACACAUCCAAAAACGUUGUCGUUUUUAUCUCCUAGCUCUAGCUACAUUGCAUAUAAAGUCAUCAGUAACAAAAAGAUAUUAAAUUUUCAACUCAUUCAUCCUUUUUCUCUCUGAGAGAGUCUUUUGAUUCUCAUCAGUUGAAGCUAGAAAUAUGUCAUCUAUGAAGAAGGAAAUGAUGCUACUCGUAAUCCAAUAUCUCGACGACGAGAACUUGAAGGAAACAAUGCACAAGAUGGAAUCAGAAACCGGUCUCUUCUUCAACGUGAAGUAUUUUGAAGAGAAAAUUCUUGCUGGAGAUUGGGAUGAAACUGAGAAGUACCUCGAAGGCUUUACAAACAUCACCGAAAAUCGAUAUACCAUGAAGAUGUUCUUCGAGAUCAGGAAGCAAAAGUAUUUUGAAGCCUUGGACAGGAAUGACAAAAUGUCGGCUGUUAAUAUUUUGGUGAAAGAUUUGAAAAUCUUUUCAAGACUUGAUGAAGAUUUGUACAAGGAGAUAGCACAUCUUAUUACCUUUGACAACAUUAGGGAGAAUGAACAGUUAGCGUCGUAUGGCGAUACAAAUUCGUCUCGAGUCAUAUUGAUGUCUGAGCUCAAGAAAUUGAUUCAAGCUAAUCCCAUCUUCAGAGAUAAGCUUAUGUUUCCUUCGUUCUCGUCAUCGCGCUUGCGACACCUGGUUAAUCAAGGUUUGAAUUGGCAGCAUCAGCUGUGCAAGAAUCCAAAACGCGAUCCAGUCAUCAAAACUUUGUUGAUUGACCAUAAUUGUUCUUCGCCUCGAAAACGAUCUCGCACGCCUACUUUGGCUAUUCCUCCUGCUGCAGAUGCUGCAAAUUAUCCCUCUUAUGUAGUUGCGCCACUUUCGCCUACCAUUGCAGUUCCUACUCCUAAUGCUGUUACAACAUUGCCGGUGAAUGCAAAUCCUUCGCCGUCUUCUCAAUCACCUGCUGAGAUCGAAGCUUCCUCAUUGCCUGGUCCUUCAAUUCAAGUCUCCGUUUCGAUGCAUUCAGAAACUCCAAAUACUCUUGAACCGAUGGAUCAUCAAAGUAAUGAUCUUGAUCAAGAAAUGAGACCGAUCCCGUUGUCACAGGCAGUUGAAGAUGCACCGUGUCAAUUCUCCGUUUCAAGGCAUUCAGAAAUGCCGAAUACUCUUGAACCAAUGGAUGAUCAAAGUAACGACAUUGAUCAAGAAAUGAGACCGAUCCCGUCUUCACAAGCUGUUGAAGAAGCACGCGAGCUUGUGCAGGCCCCAUAUACCUUUGAACCUACACCAGUGAAUCCGUUGUUCGAUCAACUUCCAAGAACCGUUGUUUGUAAGUUACAUCAGGGAUCCAAUGUGACAAGCAUGGAGUUUCAUCCUUUCAUUCAUUCAAUACUAGCUGUCGGUAGCGCAAACGGUGAAGUUUCACUUUGGGAAGCAAGUCUGAGAGAGAGACUGAUAUCAAAGCCUUUCAAAAUAUGGAACAUUUCUAAUUGUUCGGUCCAAUUUCAGAUGUUGAAUUUGAAAGAAUCGUCUGUCAAUCGGGUAGCAUGGAGCCCGAGUGCGGGUUUACUUGGGAUUGCUUAUGCAAACCAUUUGGUUCAUUUGUAUAGCUAUAACAUUCCUAAUGGUCUACAAGAGCAUUUGGAGAUUGAUGCUCAUGAUGGUAGUGUUAAUGACUUGUCAUUUUCAUAUCCAAACAGUCAACUAUGUAUGGUAACUUGUGGCGAUGAUAUGUUAAUUAAGGUAUGGGAUUUGGAUGGACAUAUGAUUUAUAUCUUCGAAGGUCACGGAGCACCUGUUCAUUCAGUUCUUCCUCACGCGAAGGAAAAUAUCCAGUUUAUAUUAUCAACUUCAGUUGAGGGGAAAAUUCGUGCUUGGGUGUAUUAUGACAAGAACUUCCAGCUGGAAUACGACACUCCGGGACAGUAUUGCACGAAACUGAUGUAUAAUGCCGAUGGAAAUAGAUUGUUUUCUUGUGGAACAAGUAACGAAGACGGAGAGUGUUUCCUAGUUGAGUGGAAUGAAGAUGAAGGAGCAAUUGAAAAAAAAUAUUCGGGAUUUAGAAACGAAACUGCGGGUAUAGUGCAAUUCGACGUUGUGAAGAAUCGGUUUUUGGCUGUUGGUGUAGAUAACCAGAUUAAGUUUUGGGAUAUGGAUAGACUCGAUGUUCUGACUUGUACAGACGCCGAGGGUGGUCUUCCUAGUCUACCUCGCUUGAAAUUCAAUCGGGAGGGAAAUCUGCUUGCUGUUACGACAGAGGAUGGUGGUUUUAAAAUCCUCGCUAACGCCGAUAGUCUCAAAUACUUAAGGGACAUUGAAGCAUAUAUACAACGAUACGCAAAUAACGGAUUAAUCUUUCAUCCUGUUCAGUAUCGAAUCGUUACUAUACCGGAGAAUAUGGGUCCGGAUAACAAGGUUGUUCGUCUUCGUUAUUCAAAUAACGGAGACGCUCUUCUAGCACUUGGUUCGAAAGGGAUUCAGAAGCUGUGGAAAUGGAUCCCUAAUGCAUUGAAUCCUAUGGGAAUGGCGACUGCAAGAUUUGUUCCUAAAGAGUAUCGGCCGUCUAGUGGCUUUCUUCUAACUCAUGAUGUCCCAAACGACUCUGAUUUGGCAAUUCCAUGUAUAGACAUCUCAAGGAAUGAUGCCUAUGGCGUUUCUGCAUGUGGCGGACUUAUUUCGUUGUUCAACUUAAUAUCGUUUAGAGUUAUGAUUAGUUUUAUGCAACCUCCACCAGCUGCAACAUUUCUCGCGUUUAAUCCUGAAGACAAUAACACUGUCAUAAUCGGAAGGGAAGAUUCGGAGAUUCAUGUAUUCAAUAUUCGGUACCAUGAGCUUAUAUCUAUAUUGAAGGGUCAUCAAAUGUACAUUACUGGUAUAGUUUUUUCGCGUCGACUGGAUACAAUGGUUUCUUCGAGCGCUGAUGGAGAGCUUUCGUCAUGGUGCAUGAGCACAUGGGUUAACAAGAAAUCAGUGUCAAUCCAAAUACCAGGUGGUAGAAAUGCAGUUGCUGGUGAGACUAAAGUUCAGUUUCACGUUGAUGAAGUGAAGUUGCUGGUGUGCCAUGAGACACAGAUAGCAAUAUAUGAUGCUUCAGAAAUGGAACUAAUUUGUCAGUGGCUUCCGCGAGACGGGUUGUCUAGUGCCAUAACCUCUGCAGCAUACUCCUGCAAUGGACAACUAGUUUAUGCUACUUUUAUAGAUGGAAACAUUGGAAUAUUUGAUGCAGAUAGCCUCCAACUAAGAUCUCGUAUCGGUUCGUCUGCAUACCUAUAUCAGAACCCAUUAGACAGCCAAAAUGUGUACCCUCUUGUUGUAGCAGCACAUCCACAAAAUCCAUAUCAGUUUGCAAUUGGACUGUCGGAUGGGUAUGUUAAGAUUAUAGAACCUACCGACUCUGCAGUAUGGUUGGGACAGAAAGUGCCUGUUGUUCAAAUGGAUAUCAUGUGAUUAUUCAUUUGCAUCAUUUUAGUAUUUAAUUUCAAUUAUUAUUGAGUUAUUAAACUCUUGUCAGGCUUUAG
Lathyrus oleraceus (garden pea) is the source of this 3601-nucleotide messenger RNA. RefSeq names its product topless-related protein 2. Bases 258 to 3530 code for a protein of 1090 amino acids. Gene Ontology annotation, biological process: regulation of DNA-templated transcription. The transcript has 24 exons. The record is from RefSeq and is a predicted model, not a curated record. Lineage: Eukaryota; Viridiplantae; Streptophyta; Magnoliopsida; Fabales; Fabaceae. Gene Ontology annotation, molecular function: protein binding.